Molecule: messenger RNA, 1053 nt
Organism: Fusarium redolens
Lineage: Eukaryota; Fungi; Ascomycota; Sordariomycetes; Hypocreales; Nectriaceae
Product: Rhodanese-like domain-containing protein
Exons: 2
Coding region: 1-1053 (350 amino acids)
Biological process (GO): transsulfuration
Cellular component (GO): mitochondrion
Molecular function (GO): thiosulfate-cyanide sulfurtransferase activity
Source: RefSeq, a predicted model, not a curated record
AUGGUAGUAACGGCAGGUUUCCCUAUUCUGACUGGUUGCUUGCGUAGAUAUAGCCCCUGCACGUUCAGACCAUUCCUUGGUUGUCACAGCAGGCUUUAUUCGCCAUCGCCCCGCCGCUCGAUAUCAUCCUACCUCACGAGUCCGAGGGAGCUGCACAAUACCAUUAAGAUGAAUCCGUCGUCGGCCGCCUCACUCGAACCAAGGGUUAUUCCCUUGUGCGUCUCCUGGUUUCCAGACAAUGACCAGGAGAGUCGCACCGGUAUCCAGACGUUCUGCCAGAAACGGAUCCCAGAAGCUCGCUUUUUCGACCUCGACAUUGUUAUCGACACGGAAUCCCCGUUUCCUCGUCUGCUACCCAGCGCUCUGGGCCUCGCGAGCUCAAUGAGCGGGCUGGGAAUUCGCAAAGAGGACAUUCUCGUAGUCUACGAUACAAGCGAAUUAGGUAUCUUCUCGGCACCACGGGUAGGAUGGAUGUUGAAGGUUUUUGGUCAUCCGAAGGUGCACAUCCUCAAUAAUUUCCGGCUGUGGGUGGAACAGGGCCUUCCGACAGAACAAGGGGAGAUGCCUAGCUUCAAGCGUUGCAUCUACCCGGUUCCCACGAUAGAUAAGGGGAAGAUUGCUACCUAUGAGGAAGUUCGUGAAGCAGUCAUGGACCAUAAUAAAGAGGGUAGAGAAGGCAUACAGGUUUUGGAUUCACGAUCGAGCGACGACUUCAGCGGAAACUAUCCUGGGCCACGGCCAGACUCACUCUCAGGACACAUGCCCGGUUCGAUAAAUAUCCCAUACGACCUGGUGCUGGAUACGGAAACGAAGGCAUUCUUACCAUCUGAUCAACUUGCGAAACUGUUCGAAACGAAAGGAGUGGACCCUCUCAAGCCGAUUAUCUCAAGUGGGACAAGCAUCACGGCGUAUGUGAUUGAGACAGCGCUACAAGAGGCACAAUGGGGCUCUUCCGAUUCACUGAAUGGACGCGAAGAGUACGGGCAUCGGACUAUUUGGUUCGGAAGACGAAUCCUUAGCGGACAGUACGGGGAUAUCGCUUUCAUGGACUGA